GGGUGGGAGUCUCUUGGGGAAAGGAGGACAGACCUGCACUUCUGGGAGAAUGGGAGAAGUUGGAUGGAUAGCGGUGUUUGUGAUGACUUUCAUCAGCUGCAACGCCUUCCUGGAUCUGUCUACUGUCCACCAGGUCACGGGCACUUGGAUGGCAUCCACCACUCUCCCAUGUACCUAUGUGCCUACAGAAGAUUUCACCCAGCAAUCGCUCAGCUGGAGCGUGGAUCACGGCUCUGGCACCUCCACCAUCUUCCACAGGGACGGCACUGGUGACCACAUCCUGCUCUCCAAAUUCCGAGGCCGAGUCAGCGUCCCAAAGCACAACCCAGGGGACGCCUCACUCCUCAUUCAGAACCUUGAAAUGCCCGACAGUGGACACUACACUUGUCAAAUCGUCUGGAGGUCCAGAGAUAACAACUUGAUAACAAAAGAGGUGACCACUAUAGUUAAAGUUGUCAAAGUGGCAGCCACCAAGCCCAUCAUCAGAGCGGCGGAGCCGGGGCUGACGCUGCCGGCCGGAGGCAGCACCAGCCUGAGCUGCGAGGCCGGUGGCUCCCCUCCCAUCAGCUACCGCUGGUUCCGCCGCGGCCCGGCGGGCACGGCCGAGUUCCUGCGCAGCGGGGCCGAGCUGGCCUGGCGCAGCCUGCGGCCCUCGGACAGCGGCACGUACUUCUGCGAGGCGCACAACAGGGCCGGGGCCGGCGCCGUGCAGCGCAGCGAUGCCGUGCGCCUGACGGUCACAGAUGUGCCCACAACAACAGCAGCCUUGCAGAGGAAUGUGAGAACCACGGGGGGACUCCACCCAACCACAGGUCAGGAUGUGCCCACAACAACAGCAGCCUUGCAGAGGAAUGUGGGAACCACGGGGGGACACCACUCAACCACCAGUCAGGAAGACAGUAGUGACAUUGAGCAUACAGUGACAGAUCCAGUCCCAACCACACGGGUCUCCAGGAUGGAUACUGCUCCAGUGGGGCCUAUCACAGACACAGGUUCCCAGCGGCUCGCCCCGUCCCCGCUGCUGUACUGGCUGCCGGCCGCGCUGGGCGGCGCCGUGCUGGGCGCGCUGCUGGCGGCCGCGCUGGGCUGCUGGCGGCGGCGGCGGAGGAAGGACGAACCUCUCUAUGAAGUUGCUUUCCGCAGAACUGCAGAUGUCGCCCUGCUGCAGCCUGAGGUGGAAGUCCCUGCUAAGUGCCAACAGGAGGAAAUGUACUGUAGCCCUGAAAAGACCACCAUGAAAGACAGGAAAAGCCCUGAGUAUGAGAACCUUGUGACUGCAAUGGAAUCUCAAUAUGAAACAGAAGGAAUUUUGUAAAGGACCAGCUUUUCCACAUAAGCAGCCACGCAGGGCUGCAGGUGCUGAAUAGUGAACUCAGCAGAAGGAAACUCUGCCUCCUGCUGUCUCUCUGUUCUGCUCUCACUGCUUGCUUUAACCCAGAGGAGCUGCAUAACCUUUUGGUCUUUGGCAGACCAGGCCCUGCCUGCAGGAGCAGAAACCCCCAGCCAACUGUGUGUCUACUCACUUCUAUAGAGCAAGUUGUUUCUCAGCAACCUGAAGGACCCAGGGCAGGAAGAAAGGAUCUGAAGGAGUGAGAACAUGAAAUUCUUUAGCCUGUAAAUCCAAGAGUAAUUUGUGCAAUGCUGCCAGUCAGUAACACUAGCAAGGGAUACUCUCCAAUGUGUGUUCCUGUUAAGACAUCCCAGGCUGCAAGGAACCAGGAUUGUGCUGGAAAUGGAGAUCCUCUGGCUUUUGCAGUUCAGCAAAUACUGGUUGUACAUCCUGCCUGUGCUUGAAUCUUUUUGUUGUUGUUGUUGUUACAGCUUGGUAAAGGGACCCGCAGAGGGGAGGUUGAUGUCCUCGGAAUGCCAUUUUUGCUAUCAGGAUGGAGCUCAGUGCUCAGAGAGAAUGAGUCUCUGAACUGUCACUCACUGGUUUUCUCCUGGAAAACAAGAACUGAUGUUGAAGGAAAUGCUGGCAUUUAAUUUUUACAAUAUGGGGGCCAGAGGCAUGAUAAAAUAGAAAUUUGAGGCAUUUGGAUAAUGAUUAAGGGGCCUCUCUGAAUACAACAGGCUGACACCAAUUUACUCUGGGGGAUGUAAGUCAAUCUGUGUGAUUACUGUGCAACAUGUAGAUGCAGUUCCUGCGUUCAGCUGCAGUGCAUUCCCUACAGUACACUGUCACUCAGCAGCCUGAUUUGCCUUGUCACUGUUAAUUGUUUGCAUCUUGCCUGGACUGCAGUGCUGCUGUCAGUUCUGUCCUCUCUGUCUGUGCCUCCAGCCAGCAUCUCUUUGUCCUCCAGGGACUUGGCAGGGAGGAGGAAUGCCUUUGGCUUUAGCACACCAAAUUUGUAAGAAUUACUGGCUUUUUUAUAUCAGUGGGUGCAGCAAAGAAAGCAUGGGGAAGCAGCUGAGCGUGUCACACACACCCUCCUGCUGGGCCCUGACUUCACCCACAAGGCCGUGAAUCAUCUCUGUUUGGGUCAGCAGCCUAACAGCAGGGUCACUUUGCUGUUUGUGGCCUGAGUGCUGUGUAGAGCCACACUUUUACCUUAACAGCUCUGAAUUGCAGGAUGUGAGCUGGGAAAGAUCAGAGAAAAAAAAUCUCCUGCCUAUAUUGUGAGGGCUUCACAAGCAUGGUGACAGCCAUGCAGGGAGGGCUGUGCUGGCUGCCAGGCUGCACACCAGGGAGGCAGACAGGAUCCAGUCUGUCCCUGUGGGACACAUGGCAGCCAGCCCUGAAGACUUCAUGCUGCAGAAGCUGCUGGCAUCAGCAGUUCCAGGGGUGGUGCAGAACAAAGGAUUUGAGGGGAAUGGAGAGCUGCAGCCAUGCUCAUGCAGGGCAGUAGCAUAUGGUGCAAGGUCAGUACUGGGUGAAAAGGGAACUGAAAAUUUCUCAGCUUCCCCAUCCUUACCUCAGCAAAUCUAGGCCCAAAACACAUGACAUGGCACUCUCCUUUCCCUUCCCCCCACAUAUAAUCCUCAUUCAUUUUCAAUUAGCUUGGUAGUUUGUGCAAGUUUUCCUGCUGUUAAAAGCUCUGAGCUCCAGGUUCACUCAUUGAGUAUGUAACACCAGGGUUUUUCCAUCUUGUGAUUCCUCCCAGCACUGAUCUGCUCUGACAAGGUCUGAAUGCCUUCCUCAGAAGACAUGAAGCCUGGGAGAAGCUACAGAGGAAGAAGGUAACAGGAGCUAAGAAAGGGGGAGCAGAUGGACCCAGAUGGACCAGCCCCCAUCCAUGUACUCCAUGUUGACACUUCUCUAGUUAGGGCAGCAACAGGACUUUGGUCACAAAUAGCAGAAGAGUGGAAACAUCAGAAGCCUGUCUCCAGUGCUGAGGUGUUUUUCCCUGGGUAACAAGUGUGUGAUUAUUUCUGUAUUUUACUUUUUGCA
Zonotrichia leucophrys gambelii is the source of this 3388-nucleotide messenger RNA. Its product is annotated as basement membrane-specific heparan sulfate proteoglycan core protein-like. The transcript has 9 exons. Gene Ontology annotation, molecular function: complement component C3b binding. NCBI's taxonomy places the organism in Eukaryota, Metazoa, Chordata, Aves, Passeriformes, Passerellidae. Gene Ontology annotation, biological process: negative regulation of T cell proliferation; negative regulation of macrophage activation; negative regulation of complement activation, alternative pathway. The record is from RefSeq and is a predicted model, not a curated record. Bases 50 to 1315 code for a protein of 421 amino acids.